This is a messenger RNA of Carassius carassius (crucian carp), 1697 nucleotides long. Its product is annotated as protein rapunzel-like. NCBI's taxonomy places the organism in Eukaryota, Metazoa, Chordata, Actinopteri, Cypriniformes, Cyprinidae. The transcript is spliced from 4 exons. The record is from RefSeq and is a predicted model, not a curated record. The coding region runs from base 297 to 1472 and encodes 391 amino acids.
AAUUCCUUCAGAGUGUAGUUGAAGGGUGUGCCACGCGCUUUAGAGAAGCAGCAGCAGCGCAUGAUCAGACGCUGAGCGAGAAAGAUCAUUGUUAACUUUUGCGUUAUUUUAUUCACAGCCAUUUGUGAUCGAUUGGAAGCUUGCCCACCUUGACUCACACUGACCACUCAAAGGUUGAGAGGAAACGAGUACUUACACAUAACUGAUUCUGAGAACUGAUUCUGUUCUGAUGAAGAAUUAAACUCAUCUACAUAUUAUCUGGCCUUAGGAGAAAUUUUAGCUGUUGAAACUGAAAGAUGGCUGAGCAGCUGCAGAAACUUGUUUCACAGAAGAAGGAUGUUGUCGAGACCGUCAUGGAGGUGUUUGAGCAGGGCGCAGAAGUGGUGGCCAGCAUCGCUGGAGAUCUGUUCCCCGUGUUCUCCAUCGCAGCUCCGUUCAUGAAGCUGGCGCUGGAUAACGUGGAAAGCAAAGAGGCCGAGUACACGAAGGAGCAGUUCCAGAAAGUGCGAGAUCGCCUAGAAGUCGUUUCUGAAGAAGUCCAGCAGAUAAACCAGGAGAUCAAGAAGAGCGGCGUGGAUGCCACCUACUUCUCCGUAGAGGAGAACCUGACCAACCAAUUCCGCAAAUUCAUGGACGUCCUGAAUGCCAAACCUAAAUUCAGAGAGGUCAGAAAGAAAACAUUCCUGGAGCACUUCAACAGGACAGGGGGUGAUAAAAACCUGCACACACUUUAUAACGCCGUAACCGGCGAUAACUUCUCAGGAGAGUCUGUGCUGGAAAUCACACUGAAUUAUGAGAAGAAGAGCCGCAGAGUGGUGGAGGAGUUUUGCUCUACCCUCAAAAAGUUGUUCUGCGUCGGUUUGAUCGCCUUACUGGGACACUCAGCAUUGAAAGGCGAUGACGAUGAGGAAAAGCUGCUUCAAGACUGGAGCGAGAGGAUGAAAGUGGUGCAGGAUAAAAUGAACGUCGUGAUUGAAGACUGCAUCAACAGCUUUCCGACGCAGGCCGAGCUGGACGCCAAACGCAUAGUGAGAGACCAAAGCGACAAAAGCAACCAGCAACUGGCCGACUUGCUGGUAGAGCACCUGAAAAAGAAGUAUGACUGGGUUCGCUGGUCAGUCCGUGUCUUUAAUUCCCCCACCGGCCUGUUAACCAAAAAGAAAGACUUCCACGGUUUGACGGGAAAGAGCCGCUUUCUGGUGCCAUCGCCAGAUGACAAGCUAAACGUUGUGGUCUCCUACAGCGCCUUGCCUGAACCUGUCGAUAAAGCCCGGAUACAGAGCCUGAUUUCAGAGCAGAAGAAUGUCAAAAUGACGCCGUUGGCUGAACAGCUUUUUGAGACAAUCCCUGUCUGCGUGGUUCACACAAUCAAGACCUCAUGCAAAGAUCUAGGCUUCUCCAGCAGCUUCUCUGACGAGCUGUACUUCUUUGAAGAAUUCAAGAACUUCCAUGUCUUUAUUCAUUCUGCUUAAACAAGGAGGAGAGAUAGAAAGAUUAACAGCUAAGCAGAUGUUGUAGGAUGAUAUUUGAAUCAACCACUAUAAUUAUACAACUUUACCUCUGUAAGGUUAUGACUAAUGACCAAAUUAACUAUUGUACUCUACACUUUUCUUUCUUUUUUCAUCUUUUUUUUCAUCUCUGCUUGUUUUAAAGCUGUAAAUGAACACUUUGAUAUAUCAAAUUUGUGUUUUAAUAUA